Messenger RNA from Geosmithia morbida, 1734 nucleotides. Its product is annotated as D-lactate dehydrogenase (cytochrome). Lineage: Eukaryota; Fungi; Ascomycota; Sordariomycetes; Hypocreales; Bionectriaceae. The coding region runs from base 1 to 1734 and encodes 577 amino acids. Gene Ontology annotation, molecular function: D-lactate dehydrogenase (cytochrome) activity; FAD binding; D-lactate dehydrogenase (NAD+) activity. Gene Ontology annotation, biological process: lactate catabolic process. Gene Ontology annotation, cellular component: mitochondrion. The record is from RefSeq and is a predicted model, not a curated record. The transcript is spliced from 6 exons.
AUGUUGUCGCGUAGCUGGCAGAUCCCCAAGGUGCCGCUGAGGAGCGCGGCGCGACAGGCGGCGUACGGCAGGCGUCACAUUUUCCAGAAGACGACGACGACGACGACGACGCGCGCAGCAGGGCCCAAUGCGUCGUCGAAAUGGCAGCAGUUCGUUUCCGUUGCUUCGAUUGCCGCUGCGGGUGCCAUGGUAGCCGGCGGAUUUGCCUACGCCAAUCUUGGGGAGAAAGUGCGCCUCGAUGCGUCCGAGUCUCCGGUGGAUAGGCCCAUUCUCGAUACCAGCCAUUGGCCUGAUAUCAAGUAUGCCUCCACGGAGCAGAUGAAGCAGGCAAUCGAAGAGAUACGUCGCGAACUGAACGACGACAACGUGGACAUCAUCUCCACCGACCCCGUCGACCUGCUCGCCCACGGAUACGCAGAGUGGUCGUCUGUCAAUGUCGACGUCCUCCCGGUCGCCGUGGCGUACCCUCGCAACACCGAGCAGGUGCAAGCCAUUGCCCGCAUCUGCACCAAGCACAGGGUACCCAUCGUGCCCUACAGCGGUGGCAGCAGCCUCGAGGGCAACACGGGUGCUCCCUUUGGCGGCGUCAGCCUGGACUUCUCCUACAUGGACAAGAUCCUGCGCUUCAGCCCCGAGGACAUGGAUGCCACCGUCCAGCCCGGGCUAGGCUGGGUGGACCUGAACGAGGAGCUCGCCAACCGAGGAGCCAAGCUGUUCUUUCCCGUCGACCCCUCCCCGAGUGCCAAGUUCGGAGGCAUGGUCGGCACCAACUGCUCGGGCACCAACGCUGUGCGCUACGGAACCAUGAGGGACUGGGUUCUCAACCUCACCGUCGUCCUUGCCGACGGCAGCAUCGUCAAGACGCGUCGUCGCCCGCGGAAAUGCAGCGCCGGCUACAACCUCAACGGUAUCAUCGUCGGUUCCGAGGGCACCCUCGGAAUCGUCACGGAGAUCACCAUCAAACUGGCCCCGGUGCCCGAGCACUUUUCUGUCGCUGUGGUGCCCUUUCCCAGCUUGAAGAGCGCCGUGUCGGCGGCUACGGCCGUCAUCCGCGGCGGCGUGCCCGUCACGGCCCUCGAGCUCAUGGAUGACGUGCAGAUGAAGGUGGUCAAUGACGUGGGCUCGACCCUGCCCAAGGUGUGGAAGGAGGCGCCGACUCUCUUCUUCAAGUUCUCGGGAACAAAGGGCAUCGUCCAGGACAACAUCGAGACUGUGAAGAAGAUCGUCGCGGAAUUCGAGCCGGGAGAUUUCGAGUGGGCGACUGAUCCGGAGGACCAGGCAACCCUGUGGUCUGCGCGGAAGGAGUCCCUUUUCUCCUUCAUGUCUCUGCGAAAGGAGGGAGAGCAGAUCUGGGUCACCGACGUUGCCGUUCCGCUGAGCCGACUGGCCGACCUCGUCGAUGCUAGCAAGAAGGAAGCCCAGGCUUCUGGCUUGAAGGCGACGGUCAAGGGUCACGUCGGUGACAGCAAUUUCCACGAGAACAUUUGCUACAACGCCACCGAUCCGAACGAGGUGGCCAAGGCCGAGAAGCUGGUCAAGAAUAUGGUCCGUCGUGCCAUCGAGAUGGAGGGCACCUGCACGGGCGAGCAUGCCAUCGGUUUCGGCAAGAAGGAUGGUCUCCGCCAGGAGGUGGGCGAGGACACCGUCACCGUCAUGAAACUGUUCAAAAACACUCUGGACCCUCACUGGAUUCUAAACCCCGGAAAGAUCUUUGACCGACAACGCAACGAUUAA